This is a messenger RNA of Centropristis striata (black sea bass), 5270 nucleotides long. Its product is annotated as transcription factor MafG. Gene Ontology annotation, molecular function: DNA-binding transcription factor activity, RNA polymerase II-specific; RNA polymerase II cis-regulatory region sequence-specific DNA binding. The transcript has 2 exons. The record is from RefSeq and is a predicted model, not a curated record. Gene Ontology annotation, cellular component: nucleus. Lineage: Eukaryota; Metazoa; Chordata; Actinopteri; Perciformes; Serranidae. Gene Ontology annotation, biological process: regulation of epidermal cell differentiation; regulation of transcription by RNA polymerase II. Bases 510 to 1196 code for a protein of 228 amino acids.
CUAAAUGUCAUCCUCCUUAUGACUUGCCACGCAGCUGUUUGAAUGCAGUGCAGCAUUCAAGUGAGAAACCUCUGAUGGAGGGGGAAAUGCAUACCACCAAGGUAUUUGUUCAGAGUGACAGGUGCAGUAAUAGUCCAGGUACAACUCGUUAAACGAACUUGGCUUCCCUUCCAAGGAAAUCACAAGUCCUUGACCCACUUUGUGCCGUGUGUAUUUCAAGGACUUUAUCAUGCUGCAGCAUCUUUGUCAGAAAAUACUGUGUUGUCUGGUGUUUUUCACAGAAAUCCUUCCUCCACCUCCGCCUCCUUUUUUUUCUGGUUGUAUUUUUCUCGAUACAGAGUUAUUACAACAUUUGAAAAGUUGUUUUGUCAAGGUUAAGGAUAUGCCUGAAUUUGAAUAUACUCCUUGAAAUAUAUGUCAGUGUUUCAUUGACACAAUCAAAUUAAAUUAUCCCAUCCACAUAUUUGUUUGUUCUCUCCCCGUGUCUUGCACAAGACGUGGGCACCAAAAUGAAAAUUUUUUUUUUACAUUCCAGUCAUUCCACCGCAUCAUCAGGUCAAUUACUUGUUUUGGGUUUUUUUUUUUUUGCAUUUAUAGCAAUGAGUUUGGACAACUCUUCAAAAGCUGUAAGGACCCUGUCUAUACUAAUAGUGACUUUUCUGUCCCACAGAACAACCAGCAGCACUGGUGGACGUGGCACUUGUGGCAUGACUACCACAAACAAGGGAAACAAGGCCUUGAAGGUGAAGCGGGAGCCAGGGGAAAAUGGCACCAGCCUGACAGACGACGAGCUGGUGACCAUGUCGGUGCGGGAGCUGAACCAGCAUCUACGGGGCCUGACGAAGGAGGAAAUCCUUCAGCUGAAGCAGCGGCGACGUACCCUGAAGAACCGGGGCUACGCUGCCAGCUGCCGGGUGAAGCGUGUCACCCAGAAAGAGGAGCUGGAGAAGCAAAAGGCUCAGCUGCAGCAGGAAGUGGACAAGCUGGCCACAGAGAACGCCAGCAUGAAGGUGGAGCUGGACGCUCUGCGUUCAAAGUAUGAGGCCCUCCAGAGCUUUGCUAGGACUGUGGCCCGCAACCCUGUCACCUCAGCCAGGGGCCCUAUGGCCUCUGUCAUAGGGCCCCUCAUCCCUGGUAAAGUAGCUGCCACCAGCGUCAUCACCAUCGUCAAAUCCAAAACGGAGGCUAGGUCGUAGUAGCAGAAAGGGCGGGAGGAAGAUUUUCAAGACUUAACUAGUCAGUGCAUUCUAACAUGCUGCAGAAAAACCUGUGUAAGUUCUCAAUUUUAACCCUUACACUAACACUAACAAUACUCCUCCCAAACUCACCCUGAAAGUAUGACUCAGCAGUCUGUGCCUGUCAGCAGACAUGUUGUGCUUUAGGGUGACACAGUCGAAACUUCCGAUUUAGGGCAUCACAGUUGGUGAAGAAUGGAGACCUAUUUGCAAUACUGAAACAUUUCAUUUCAAAAGUAUAUUGUUACAAAUACCCAAGAAGGCAAUAUUGGGUGAAAAAGUACAAAGUGGAAACAAAUUCAGACUGUUAAGUUAGCUUGUUAAUUUGUGGUACGAUACUGUGUGUGACGUUUCUUCAAUACUGAGCUCUAAGAUUUAUUUCCGUCCUAAGAAUUGGCAUUCGUAGAGUCUCAACCUGUAAAGUAAUACAUUUAGACAUUAGUCCUCGCCGCUGAACCCAUUUGCUUGUUAUUAUGCACUGACUCAAAUUUGGAUACAUAAACUCGUGGUGUGUAUGCUACAGAUGUCUUCAUAAGAGCCUGACUAACCCAAAACUAGUAAAUGAGUCAAAUUUGUCAUUUUGUUGGUUGUCUGUCAAGAAAAUAAGCAUGAAAUAAUGCUCCCAAAUCUAGCAUUCAUUUCUGUUUAUCUGUGACAGGCUUUAACGAACUUGUCAUUAUCAAUAUGACUGGUAGAUGCAAUAAUAUAUGUAUGCACUGAAAAUACAAAGAGGUCUUGCAUAUUUAUGGUUAAGUGGAAACGUUAAAAAUGAUCAGCAGUUCUUAAUGAUAUUGUUCCAGAGCUGAGUGCCAUUCCGAUAUGACAAGAUUCUUCUACAAUAUCUGAAAACCUGAAUGUUAUAACAGUAAUAUCCUCAUGUUUUGUGGGGACGGUGAAAUCCACAAACAUUUUGAAACAUAAUUUUUGCUCAUAGAGAAAAUAUGUUCAAGUUGUUUUGUUUAAAAGAUAUAUAUUGCAUUUUUUGUAAUUACUUGUUGACAGGGCCGCCAGAUAUUUCCAAAAGAAAAAUCUUUACACAAGCUUUACUGUUUGAAUUGUUAAGGUGUAGAAAACUUUGUCUAAUGUUGAGUUCUUGGUUUUUAUUACUAGGUAGAUUACCUUCCAUUGUUUAUAGAAAUACAGAUAAAGAAAACGUAAAAAAAAAAAAUCCUGUGACAUCUUUUUUGCAAUUGUACCGAAAGUGGCUUACUAUUGAAGUCUGAUAGCUUUUUUCUAGUGACUAGGCGCGUACUGUGGGGUAGCGCGUGAUGUGAUGUGUAAGUGACAAGUUGGCAGUGUCGUUCACUGUAUAGAUGUCAAUGCUGUGCUAUUUAAAACAAAUCUGUAGAGCUAAACUAGGUGGUGUAAACAAGGUCAAUUGUCUUUGUGCGUAUUGGCAUCUGUGAUAUCCUCCGCUUCCUUGGUGUUAGUUACAAAUCAUAUUGUCAUUAAGAGUUUACCCCAUUGAGCCAUGUAAGACAGAAUUGGGUGAAAUGGCAUUCGUGACUUUUACCUGAAGCUUAAAGUGAUACUGUCAUUGUAGAAUCUGAAUAACGGUUGCACCUGGUGCUGGAUGCCCUCAAAAUACAUCCUCUGUAACCUGAAAGUAAACGAUUUCAUUGUUGGGAAGGUUUCAUUAUCGUCUCCAUUCCAGCCAAGCAAUUGGUUUUAAUAGCAUCGUACGAACAGAAAUUUAAGUGUAAGUUUGGAUUUUUUGGAAGUGGGGUUGUAUGAGGUGCUUAUUCAUAGUCAGUGUGUUGACUACAGCAGAUGGAGGUUGACAUGCCCCCAGUUUGAAGAAGCAGGAAGGAGUUACCGGCUCUAAAGCUAAGAAAUGUUCUGCUUUGGACAGGGGCAGCAGCUAAACAUUUUAACUGCCAUCUACUGUAGGUAAUAAACUGACUCAUUCAACCUCACUUAAACCUUUAAAUUUAUCUUUUGUCAAAUUAAAUUAUAUGUGAGGCUAAAAGCUUUUUUUUCCCCUCCGAAUUUUAUUGAGAAACUUUCUCAAAACUAAAGCGAUAAUAAAAUUGGAUCAAUGAACCUAAAAGUUAACCCGGCAAACGGUGCAGUAUCACUUGUAAUUCACCCACAGGUCUUCAGAUUGUCAGAUUAAAAAGCGGUAGGGUUUGGCUGAGGGUUUGUAUGCACUAAGCUCCUACUUGUUUUGCUCAGGACAAAACAGGUCACUCUAAAAAUGAACAAACCAGUCUCGAUGAGAAGCAGAGAGGCAGGGAUGGCAGCUCUGUUCAUGUUUUUUCUCUUCUUCUUUUUAUUUUUUAUUUUUAUAAUAAGCAUGUCAUAAAGGGCUUCAAUCCACACUCAGAAAGAGACACAGCAAGACCACGUAGAAUUACAAUCAACAACUGCUGCCAGCAGCGCUCCUUCUGUGCCAAGUGUCGCAUCACUCUCCUGGUCCUCUCAAAAGGAAUUUAACUGUGGAGCAGUUUUACACCUCAAGGUGAACAUAGUUGUGUAAUGACAUUACCAGAAUGCACUUCGUUGGGAUCUCGCUCUCCUGCUGGUCAGAAUGUCUUAUAGUGUCGGCAAGGUGUUAAUCUGCAGUCACUCUCAAAACUACACCUCAGCAAAACUCCAUGCCAGAGACCAGGGUGCUGGUUAUACUGUCUGUGUGCAAGUAUCCUAUCCUCAACAUGCUUAGCUAUCUACAUUGACUGGUUAACUGUGGGAAAAUAUAUAUCUGACUCUUGACAUAGCCCAGUAUUGAUGUUGGCGUCCUUAUUGCUGUGGCAGUCUUGUGGAGUGAAUCUUUUUCGUGUCAAGUGUCUUUUAAGGUGUUCGAGCGGCACCGCCGACCAAUCUCUCAAUCUCCGCUAGAGAUGACGACUCUCUCUUUCUCACACAUACAGGUGUAUAGUAUGUAGCUACAGUAGGUAUUAAUGACCAUUGUGAAAAAGUGACCCUUAAUAUGCAACUCAGUGGAAAGGUGUGAAAGAGUAGAUGUAAGAGUAAUCAAUAUUGUCAAAGUGACUAUGGUCUGUUAUUUAAUAAUUCUUGCUGUUUUGUAGGUUUUUUGCAAAAAUGUGUUAUUCUUUUUUUUUUUUUUUUGCCCUCAGAUUUUGAAUCCUUAAAUGGAAGAGCAAUUGGCCCUUGUUUAUAGAAACAUGGUAAAACUGUAACAGAGUUUUUAAAGGAAUCACGGGACAGUUGCACUCAAGCCUUACUCACUAAUUACUCUGGUCUUAAAUUAACCGAAUUACCGGAUCCCUAAAUUGGAAUAUCUGACUGAAAGAUAUUGCUAUUCUGUAAAUGUCUGUGCACUGAGUGAAAUGGACGCUACAAUAGAUUCUGUCACAAGGGCCACUUGCAAUAUUUUCUUUUCUUUUGUAUGCGUGUGUGUGUGUGCGUGUGUGUGUGUUUUGUACGUUUGAGGUUCCUCUGCUGCUACACCAGUCAUUAAUGCUCGUUGUUUGCUGUAGCACCAUCCACAGCAGUUCUGUUCUCAUUAUGUGUUGAGUGUGUAUUUGGAAUUGAUCUUAACACUGUAAUUUGUUCUGCAGAUUUAAUUUUUAAUUGAUUCUGGCUUUUUUUUUUCUUCUGUUUUUACAAGCAACAUGUUAGAGAGGAUAAAUAACAGCACUUGUGUGGCAGUUGAAUUUAAUAGCUCUCAAGACAUUGGCUUUUUUUCAUGAAAUGAUGCUUUGAAAACAGUUGACUGUGCAGGUUUGCUCUUACUCCAUGGAGUGGGUCUGUGCUUCAAAGGUAUAAAAAUCUGACUAAAGCGAGUAAUACAAAGUUAAUUAUCUGUUUUUGUUAUUUUUCUGUAUGGGUUGUAAUAAAAUAUUGCAGUACUUUGUAUGAAAACAGACAAUAGUUAAUUGUAACUAUUUAUAAAUUAAAUUAUUGUACUUUUUGCAAUCUGUAGAUAAGUACUAUGUAUUCAUAUAUACAGUAACAACUGUGGAUUUAAACGUGAUUCUCUGAGGUGUCUAAGUUAUUGAUGUAUAUAUUGUAUGUUUGUUGAUACAGCUUACUUUAUUUUCUAUAAGACCAAUAAAAUGUUUUGAAAAAGGA